GGGAAACCCAGCAGGCAGAGAGACAGCUGGACAGGAAGGACAGACAGGACAGGCAGGAUGCCUCUGUUCUUCAGAAAGAGGAAACCCAGCGAGGACUCACUGAAGAGACUGGAGUAUCAGCUGUGCCUGUCUAAGGAGGCAGGUGCUGAUGAUACUUUGGACAUCUCAGAGUGUGAGCUCUCAGAGGUUCCUUCGAGUGUCUUUUCAAUUUGCAAGGUGCUACAGAAGAAGGUCUUUAUCCUUCAUAACAAUGAGCUUAGGUCAAUGCUGCCAAAAGGAUGUGACAUCACCUCUCUCACCACUUUAAAGGUUUUGGAUCUGCACGAAAAUAAAAUCACCUCACUUCCAGAAGACAUUGGGAAGCUGACAUCACUGCAGAUUCUAAAUGUGGAGAAGAACCGUUUGAAGCACCUGCCGGACUCCAUCGGGGACCUGCGCUUUCUGCAAACACUCAAUCUGAAGGGUAACUGUCUCACUGAGCUACCAUCCUCAAUCAGCUGUUUGAGCAGCCUGCGCACCCUGGACCUAAGUGACAACAGCAUUGUCCAGCUUCCCAAAACUCUAGCCAACAUCCGCACCUUGGAAAGCUUUACACUGGAUGCUGCCAUGAUGACCUAUCCACCUUCAUCUGUGUGUCAAGAAGGUACAGAGAGCAUCCAGCGCUUCCUAUGCAACGAGCUGGGAGAAGAGUACUGCCCUCCAUCCCAGUACCUCCUACCAGUGCUGGAGAACGACUGUGGCACACACAACUCUGACUGUUUGGAUGGUUUAGAGGAAGCCUGGCAGAGCAAAUUCACCGACUACGAGAAGAGAAAGAUGCAGAAGCAGCAGGAGAAGCUGGACUUCGAGCGUCACCUGGAGGAGAAGCAGAGAGAGCACACGCAGCUUCUCUGCAUGAACAACUCCCGCAAGGAGAAAAUCCUCAACUCAGUCCGUGAGGAGAGGGACCGUGUGGAGCAGGGGGUCUCCCAGCAGCAGAGGGCCCAGGAGGCCGAGAGGCUGCUGGUGCUAGACAGAGUGAGACAAGCUGAAGACGGCAUCAGCAGUCGUAUUAGCGACAUGCUGAUGGAAAACAAGAGGAAGAAAAAGAGUGCAGAGUUUCUCCAAGCUAUGGAGGAGGAUCGUAUCCGUAUGGAGCAUCUGACUGCCAUCACACAGGAAGAAGCCAAUUCACUGAGGAAGAAGGAUGUGGCUGCGGCCAUGCAGAAGAUGCUGUCAGACAGCUGUGCUGUGAGCCUGCUACAGGAGGCCAGUGACUUCCGCAGACAAAGCCUGGUGUCUGAGGCCUGCAGAAGUUUGGAGCAUCUGGACAGGCAUUUUGAUAAGAUGAUGUCCCUCCAAGUCCUGGAUAAAUCUAAAGCUAUUGCCCACAUAAUACAGGAGGAGGAGAUGCAGAAAGUAGCGUUCCAGGCCCUGCAGCUACAGAAAGACUCUGUGCACGGUUACAUCCGCAACCAGAUAAGGCUCAUAGAGGGUGAAUUAAUGCAGCUGACUAAACUGGAGAUUAAAAGACGCAAUCUGGACUCUGAGAACCUGCAGGAGGUUCUGGUGGAGCAGCGCACAGCUCUCAGUGAUCUGUUGCAGCAGCUGCUGAAGCAGAGAGAGCAGAGAGAGCAGGAACUGCGGCAGGUUCUGUCGGAGAUGGAGCGGAAGUCCGAGUCCAACCAGCAGAACUACUGGAUGAUCCAGUACCAGAGACUGCUGGAUGCUAAACCCCUGUCACUGCGCAUGCAGGAAGCGGGUGUGGAGAAAGAGUUAGUCAAUCUGUUGUGCAGACUGUCGGGUCAGCACUACCUUCCCAUCCUGGCUCACCAUCGAGUGACAACAGAGGCCCUUUGCCACAUGAGCGCCUCGGACCUCAAGAAGCUCGGCAUUAAUGAAGUAGGGAUCCAGAAAGCUCUUCUGAAAUGGGCUCACGAUCGCCACCCUGAAGUAGUUUGUAAGGGUAAGCAGAUGGACGAAGAAACAGAACCCACUGCACCACCCCCUCCCUCCCCACCUUUGCCUCCCACUACCUCCGCCAUCCAGAUGCCCAGCCCACCGCUCACCCCAGGGACCCCAAUCACCCCGUCUGCCCCCAGCCCUCUGGAGGGACCAGGGAGCUCAGAGUGUGUGGUCUGCAUGGAGACUGGGGCUCAGGUCAUCUUCUUACCGUGUGGUCACGUGUGCUGUUGUCAGGUGUGCAGUGACGCUCUGCAGAACUGCCCUCUGUGUCGCAGCAACAUAUCUCAGCGCAUACGCCUCUACCACGGCUAGAGCCCCCCCGCGCGCCCCGCUGCACCUUCAUCUUCAUUUGUGUACGAUCAUAAAGCUGCUGUGAGCUGAGCUUGUCAUGUAUAGAAAAGCUUUUAGCAAAUUUUUUUCAAAGAGCUGAGCCACAUUCCUCCUUUUAACUACACGAUGCAGAACCACAUUUCAAUAGAACACUUUGAAUGGUUUUGUGUUUGUUUGUUUUUUGUGUUUUUCAUUAGCACUUAUUCAUGUUGUGUUUUGUUUGUCUUCUUUAAUUCUAAAAUUUUAUUUGUAUGAUACAGAAUAUUAAGAGCCUAGUGGAUGACACCACUCACUGUUUUUUGCCUUAUAUACCUUUUCAAUUGAUGUGUGCCUUUAUCUGGAAAACCUCUUUUUUUAAACAAUACUGUUUGUCUGUCUUGUCAACCAAAGUAACACCUGUCCAACAUUUAUUAUUAAGUUAAAUCUAUUGAUCUAUUUGCUUUUAGUUAUCAAUCCCAUGUUGUUGCACUUCAGACACUUCUCAUCUAGGCCCCUGUGUGCCAGGUGAAAUCAUUUUCAAGUGUUAAUAUGGAUCAGUUAUAUUGUAUAUCAAUGUAUAUUACGACAGCCUGGGAGAAAACACAUUUAUUAUGUUUGACCUCCAUUUAUUCUAUUGUUGACUUUCACUUCACCAUGGCUGGAUGAAUUAACCUACCGGGGAGCCUCAGGCAAAUAUUCUAUAUUAUAACACAAGGAAAAUGAUAAACAUGCACUGUGUGAGCACAGUAACAGCUGAAAGAGGAACUCCAACUAUGCUAUACUACUAUAUAUACAGUUGUAUAAUAUUUUCUAUGGCUCCGAUGGGAGUCUUGGGGAAACAUCCCUGAUGAUGUCAUCUGAGUUAUUUUAUCUCAGCUUAGAGGCUAGAAUUUGUUUAGGCCUGUCACAAUAAUUAUUGACUUAUUGUGAUUAUUUCUGAGACAAUAUAUUGUCCAACAAAACAAGUUAUCGGGACAGGUCUUAUCGAGUUGCAUUGUGGGAUUCUUGGAGUAUGACCCGUAUUAGUGACUAUUAGAGGCCGAUAUAAAUGUAUAUUUAUAUCGGCCUCUGCUGCAUCAGUUUUUAUCAUUUUUUAAAUAAGUGUCUCUCGCAGGUUCAGCAACUUUAGAAUGCUUGAUAGAAAAAUUGCUUGAGUACUACUUUUAAACUUGAUCCUCUUCAUGACAGGGCUUUAGAUAACAAACUAGGACUCAUCUUAAGAAAUUCAUGCUAGUUGGUGCUGUGCUUCAGUGAUGCAUGUAUUCAUAUUCUCCAUAUACUCCAAAUAUAGCUUCAGUCAAUCAAUUUACUAGAAACUGUUACUACUUACCAGGAUGAUAAUCCAGCCUCGGACCUCACUUUAGUUUUUGUCCACUUGUCUCUGACAUAUCGUCUCAUCCCACUCUUCAUUGAAUUGCUAAGCAUAUGUAUGGUACAUCUGUAUGAUCUAACAACACAUUGCCUGUUUGUAGCCAUCACUAAUGCUAUUAUACUCCUUCAAGUGCUCUUAACUUUGACAUCUUAGCAUGUUGUGGGAAAUAUCUCUACUCACUGUAUAUGAGUCUGUUAAUGUAGAGUUAAAGAUUCCUCCUCUGUAGAAGUCUGAUAUGUCAUGUGAAUUGACAAUAUGAUAUAAAAUAUAUAUACAUGUCA
Scomber japonicus (chub mackerel) is the source of this 3906-nucleotide messenger RNA. It is a transcript of the gene lrsam1, whose product is annotated as leucine rich repeat and sterile alpha motif containing 1. The record is from RefSeq and is a predicted model, not a curated record. The transcript has 24 exons. The coding region runs from base 58 to 2256 and encodes 732 amino acids. NCBI's taxonomy places the organism in Eukaryota, Metazoa, Chordata, Actinopteri, Scombriformes, Scombridae. Gene Ontology annotation, molecular function: protein binding.